This is a messenger RNA of Balearica regulorum gibbericeps (East African grey crowned-crane), 214 nucleotides long. The record is from RefSeq and is a predicted model, not a curated record. NCBI's taxonomy places the organism in Eukaryota, Metazoa, Chordata, Aves, Gruiformes, Gruidae.
UACUGAUGAGUCCUUACUGAAAGGAAAUAACCAAAUUUCUGACAUCUUUCUAUUGACAGCAGUUCUGCUGACAGUCUGCUGCAUGAGGAGGAAGAAAAAGACAUCCAACCCAGAAAACAACCUGAGCUAUUGGAAUAAUGCUAUUACCAUGGACUACUUCAACAGGCAUGCUGUAGAGUUACCGAGAGAGAUCCAGUCCCUGGAGACUUCAGAG